This is a messenger RNA of Prinia subflava (tawny-flanked prinia), 3680 nucleotides long. It is a transcript of the gene FDX1, whose product is annotated as ferredoxin 1. NCBI's taxonomy places the organism in Eukaryota, Metazoa, Chordata, Aves, Passeriformes, Cisticolidae. Gene Ontology annotation, biological process: P450-containing electron transport chain. The transcript is spliced from 4 exons. Bases 125 to 667 code for a protein of 180 amino acids. The record is from RefSeq and is a predicted model, not a curated record. Gene Ontology annotation, molecular function: 2 iron, 2 sulfur cluster binding.
CGCCGGCGGGGCGGGCCGCGCGCUGCGUAAACGGCUGCGAGAAUCGCCGCCGCGCGCGCUCCCGGCGUAAGCGGCGGGACUUUGCCCCCGCCCCGCCGAGCCUCAGCGCUCCCGUCCCGCCGCCAUGGCCGCCAUGGCCGCCCCGGGGCCGGCGCGGCUCCUCCGGGCCGCCGCCGCUUCCUCCCGCCGCUGGCUCUUCUCCUCCACCUUGCCGGCAGCCGGGCCGAGGCCGGGCUGCGGCAGCGCUGCCGGGAGGGCAGCGCGCCCGUUCAGCCUCUCUGCCCGGGCGGUGCUCAGCUCAGAUGAUAAAAUAACUGUUCAUUUCAUAAACCGCGACGGUGACAAACUAACAGCCAAGGGAAAACCUGGAGAUUCACUGCUGGAUGUUGUUGUUGACAAUAAUCUAGACAUAGAUGGUUUUGGUGCAUGUGAAGGAACGCUAGCCUGUUCAACUUGUCAUUUAAUAUUUGAAAACCACAUAUUUGAGAAACUAGAUGCAAUUACUGAUGAAGAGAUGGACAUGCUGGACCUGGCAUAUGGCCUCACAGAAACAUCACGUUUGGGCUGCCAAAUCUGCUUGAAGAAAUCAAUGAAUGAUAUGACUGUUCGAGUACCAGAAGCUGUGGCUGAUGCUAGACAAUCAGUAGACAUGAGUAAAAACUCCUAAAAAUAUAUCCUAGGGGUUUUAAAGAAGCUUAAUUAUUUUUAUAACUUAUUUUUAAAUGUGUAAUUAAAUAUGGAUACUUACAUAAUUGUGAGUUAUUUUAUAUGACUAUCAAUAUUAGAUUAAUGCUAUUUUAAUUUUCUUUAUAGAACCUCUUAUAUUUUUACGCUUAAAAUGCAAUAAUAGUUCUUAUAAGUAAUCAUUGGAUUAUAAACAUCAGCAAGUAUAUUACAGAUUUCAUAUAACAUUAUUCUGCCAAAACAUUUAAUGACAUUUAGAAACUGGAUCAUUUGUACAGGGCUUCUCCUAAAACAAACUCUGAGCAUUUCUAGGUCUCAGACCUAAAUGUGUAAGAGAAAAGACCCUUACAUGGGGUCUUUUUGAAGUGUUGCCAUUAAAGAUGGUGUGCUCAGAGCUAGUUGAAAUUCUCAGUAGAUAUGAUACUUCCUCAGCAAAUAGCGAAUUUUCAGGAUAGGAAUUUUCCAAACUUUGAAAUCUAAAUGAGAUGUGGCAAAGGUUGUCUUGUGAAAAUACUGCUAAACCCAUGUGUUGUAAGAGCUGUGUUAUGGUUUAACCCAGCAGGCAGCUGAAUGCCACACAGCCAUUCACUUGCACCCCACCACUGCCCACCCCCCUUCCAAAUGGAAUAGGGGGUAAAUUUGGGGGGGAAAAAAGGUAACAUUCAUAUGUUGAGAUAAAGACAGUUUAACAGGACAGAAACAGAAAGGAAAACAACAGUAAUAAUGACAAAUUCAUAAAACAAGUGAGGCACCACACAAUUGCCCACCACCUGAUGACUGAUGCCUAGCCAGUUCCUAGGCAGUGACCCCUGGCCAUCUUCUGCCCCAGCUGAUAUUUUGAGCAUGACAUGAAAUGGUCUGGGAGCUCCUGCUCCUCACUUGGGGUCAGCUGUCCUGGCUGUAUCCCCUCCCAAUUCCUUGUGCACCCCCACAAGAUGAGGUGAGAAUCUGAAAAGGCCUUGAGUUUGUUGUUGUUAAGCCAUGUUUACAUUAAAACACCAGUGUGUUAUCAACAAUAUUCGGAUUUGAAAUCCAGAACAGCACUGUAUCAGCUACUGGGAGAAAAUCAGCUCUCUCCCAGGUGAAACCAGGAUAGGCUGAUGCAGGAUUUUGGCACCUGCAGCUUAACCCUGGUCCAAAGCAGAUGUCAGUAAACUUCAAGAAUAUUUACAUUUGACUACACCACAAAUACUGGGAUAGACUGGGCUUAGAAGAAUGAAUCCUUGGAGCUGUGUAAUGGGAGAACACACCCAGUGGAAUUACAAUUUACCCAUCACUAACUCUUGCAGUUCUGUGAAUAUGACUGAGUUGGGAUUGAACGGGACAAUGUUUGUCAGCAUCGGAUUUGUUCUGAAAUCUUUAUCCCUUUUUAGUUUUGAGCUGUGCAGGAGGCAGUCUGAUGUUAGCUCAGCUGUUCAGCUUGAAGACGUUGCUUGAUUCUGGGCCUUGCUUGCAGGAUCAUUUCUGUAAUGGUUAAUGCAAAAUGACAAACUAUAUUUGUUACAUAAAAAUGGCCUAGGUUCCCCAGAAGGUACAGGGAAACCCCUGUGAUGGAUGGUGUCUGCAUUGAUGAUGAAGAGCUUUCAGUUGAAUAUUGUUCUAGUCUUUCUAAAGUAGCCCAAAUAAAAUAAUGUUUCUAAGACUAUUAUUUUCUCCAACUUUACAUAAAUACUUACAUGAACUGGUUAUCAGCAGUAGUUGUAAACUUUCGAUUUUGGGGGGCCUUUUAAAAUAUAUAUAUAUAUAUAAAAAACCAUGGUUUUUUACAUUUGAAUGAUCUAAAGCAUUCAUUAAUGCUUUGUUUGAAGUGGUGACAAUGACAUCUGGACAUCUUUUCUUGCAUUGUUAUUAUAUAUGUGGGAGGGGAGAAACAUUUUUAUUCCAGUGUCAAUUAUUGGGAUUAUUUUGAGCUUUGUAAAGAGGAAAAAAAGUUACUCUUUGUUAUGAGAAUUAAUAUUUUCUAAAACUGUAUUUAAAAUAGAUGUGGAUCAGAUUAUUUUAUUUCCUGUCUAGUUACUUCAUUUCCUUCUGUUACCUUUCAACUUUGUCCUAAUGCAAGGUAUGCUAAUUGUGGUCUGCUCAAAACUUAAUCAUGUAGGGGUUUCAGAAUACACCUCUGAUGUCAUGUGAUUCAAACUAAGACUUCAGAAUCAAAAUUUUCAGGCUUUAUGAAGGGCAGAGAGAGAAAGGUCAGGGAGAAGGGUGGGCAUAAAUUGAAGAAAUGUUCUGAAGAUGCUGCUAUCUUCCUCUUCUGCUGCUGUGACUCUAACCUCUCUAUGACUGAGAGGUUGCCCUCACACAGCCAUACCUUAAGGUAAAUUUCACUUUGUAUUGCCUUUGUCCUGAGCUCAUUUAUAUACAGUUAUUACUAUUAAAUCUUGAGGCUUUGGGUUUGGUUUUUUUUUUUUUACAUGAGACAGCUCAUCAGCUUCCAAGAGUGGGAACUCAAGUCGUAACUAGAUGUGUUGUGCAUUUGUACAUCAGAAAGAAAUACGAGGUUUCGGUACACCUGUGAGGAGUAGGGGUAGAUGUUGAUAGUUACUGAGUUUUGGGCUCUCCUUGGUUUUUUGUUUUGGGCUUAUGGUUUUGGUUUUUCUUCAUUGUGUUAUUUGGGGGUUUUUUUCAUACAGCACCAGGUACUUCUUGUGGGAAUCUUGAAGUGCUUAACACUGUGUUAAACAAAUGUGGAACAGCUCCCAAGUGAGUUUUCUUUCUAAGCCAAGGUGGUUUCGUUGUGUGUUUCCUGUGACAGCUUCUCAUUACAAAGACUUUGACUCUCCUAUAGUGUGCCUGUGGAAUGAAUUACUCAGCACAGCAAGGCAAAAAAGGACACUUGGAACCUCAUUUUGAAUUCUAGAGGUAUCCCAUACUUCAUGGAAAUGGAAAUCUCAGAACACAAAGGAACUGACUUGUAGUCCCCAGAAUGCACAGCUCAGAGAUACGAGUUUAUUGUCAAAAUGAUUUGCAAAUAAAUCUUAUUUUUAACCUCUUUCUGA